Molecule: messenger RNA, 2394 nt
Organism: Eufriesea mexicana
Lineage: Eukaryota; Metazoa; Arthropoda; Insecta; Hymenoptera; Apidae
Product: transducin beta-like protein 3
Exons: 15
Coding region: 1-2394 (797 amino acids)
Biological process (GO): endonucleolytic cleavage to generate mature 5'-end of SSU-rRNA from (SSU-rRNA, 5.8S rRNA, LSU-rRNA); endonucleolytic cleavage in 5'-ETS of tricistronic rRNA transcript (SSU-rRNA, 5.8S rRNA, LSU-rRNA)
Cellular component (GO): 90S preribosome; nucleolus; small-subunit processome
Molecular function (GO): protein binding; U3 snoRNA binding
Source: RefSeq, a predicted model, not a curated record
AUGAGUAAUGUUGUCCAGAAGGAAGCGUUUGAAGUUGUAUCCAAACAUGGUGCAUUUUAUACAGGAGGAAAUGUUCAAUGGAGUACAGAUGGACAGUAUUUAUUCUGUCAGAAAUAUGGUACAGUUUCUAUAUUGUCAGUAAACAAAGGUACAGUAAUAUGUCAUUUAGGAGAGAGUAAUAACAAUGAAGAAGUGGAUGCAAUUAACACAUUUACUGCAAGUGAUAAUGACUUAAAUAUUAUCACACAUCACAAAAGUGGUCUUUUCAAACUGUGGAACUGGAAAGAUAAUAAAUUAAUUAAGUUAUGGAAAUCUAUUCACAAGGGUCCUGUAGUUCAUAUUGCUUAUUCCACUGAAAAAAAUUUAAUGGCUUCUGGAGGUAGUGAUGGUACUGUCAGAUUAUGGAAUUUGCAACAUCAUACUUGUACUCAUAAUCUGAAAGGAAUUCAAGGAGUUAUAAGUGUUUUAGUUUUCUAUUCUAAUACAGAAAAAGAUUUUAUCUUUGCUGCUGGCGAUGAUAUUAAAAUCCAUGGAUGGAAUAUUAAAACUGGUAAAGAAGAAAUUGUUCUUCCUGGACAUUUCAGUAAAGUUACAUCUUUAUCUUUCCUCAAAGAUGAAAAUUAUUUAGUUAGCUCAGGAAGAGAUAGAGUACUCAUUUUAUGGAAUAUUUCUUCUGGGUCAUCAAUACGAGUUUUACCAGUUUAUGAGGAAAUAGAAGGUAUAUUUAUCAUACCUAAAAAUGUUCCAGUACCUGUACCUUUUUACAAAGGAGAUGCGAAUGCUGUUUAUGUUGCUGCUGCAGGAGAAAAAGGAAUUGUAAAAAUUUGGGAGAUGAAAACUGGUAAAGAAGUAUAUGUACAAAAAAAUUCCAUUGUAUCAGCUGCAAAAGAAGCAGGAACUCUAUCAAUUACACAUUUACUUUAUAAUAAUAACAGUAACAAUUUUGCAGUAGUUACAGUUGAUCACAAUAUAAUUAUUCAUUCAUUAGAAACGUUUGAAUAUGUGACACAGUUGGUGGGUUAUACUGAUGAAAUUUUAGAUAUUGUAUAUCUUGGACAUAAUGGGAGUCAUAUAGCAAUUGCUACUAAUAGUUGUGAUAUAAAAUUAUACAAUAUUUUAACUAUGAAUUGUGAAUUAUUAUGUGGUCAUACAGAUAUUGUGUUAUCUCUUGCCACAACUCUUGCUAAUGCCUACUUACUGAUAUCUUCAGCAAAGGAUAAUAGUAUUCGUUUAUGGCUUAUGGAUAAACAAACAGCUAAAGUAUCUUGUAUUGCUUCUGCUAUUAGACAUACUGCUCCAGUUGGUUCUGUUGCAAUUUCUCAGUCUUUCAAAUUUUUUGUUUCUGUCAGUCAAGAUUCGUGUCUUAAAUUAUGGAAUUUGCCAAAUAAUAUUGAAUUGAAAGAUAUAGACUCUUUAAAUGCUAUUCAUACAACAUUAGCUCAUCGAAAAGAUAUUAAUAAUGUAGCUAUUUCACCAAAUGAUAAGUUAAUUGCUACUGGAUCACAAGAUAAAACAGCUAAGUUAUGGUCUGCUAACAAUUUACAAUUACUUGGCGUAUUCCGUGGUCACCGUAGAGGAAUUUGGUGUGUUCGAUUUUCACCUAUAGAUCAAGUACUUCUAACAACAUCAGCAGAUUGUACAAUAAAACUUUGGUCAUUGACAGAACUUCACUGUUUGAAAACUCUUGAAGGUCAUAAAUCAUCAGUAUUAAGAGCCGAAUUUUUGUCACGUGGAAUGCAAAUAAUUACAGCAAGUGCGGAUGGCCUUCUAAAACUUUGGAGUAUUAAAACAUCAGAAUGUAUAUGUACUUUAGAACAGCAUGAAAGUCGCAUAUGGACACUUGCAGUCAGUAAAGAUGAAAAAACUAUCAUCAGUGGUGGAAGUGAUUCAUUACUAGUUAUUUGGAAAGAUGUAACAGAGGAAAAAAAACUAAAAGCUGCAAUGGAAUUAGAACAGCUUGCAUUAGGAGAGCAACGAUUAGCAAAUUUACUUAAAGCAAAUAAAUUAACUUCCGCAUUAAACUUAGCUUUAAAAUUAGAACGUCCUUUUAAAGUUCUUAAAAUUGUAGAAGCCAUUUUAAAAAAAAAUAAUUUACAUCUGGAACGAACAAUCCAUAAAUUAAAACCUGCAUAUAAAGAAGAACUACUCAAAUGUGCUACUACAUGGAAUGUUAAUAGUAAAAAUUGUCAAGUUGCUCAGGUAGUCAUAAAUGCUUUAAUGAUGGGAAUGGAAAAUUUAGAAUUUCAAACACAAUUAAGUUCUACAUUGGAAUCUGUAAUACCAUAUACUGAACGUCAUUACAUAAGAAUGACAAAAUUGUUACAAAAUCUGCAUUUAUUUACUUUUACUCUCAAAUGUAUGAAACCACAUAUUAUGUCUAUAGAAAUGAAUUAA